Molecule: messenger RNA, 717 nt
Organism: Fraxinus pennsylvanica
Lineage: Eukaryota; Viridiplantae; Streptophyta; Magnoliopsida; Lamiales; Oleaceae
Source: the annotation of a GenBank genome assembly
AUGGAGGAUUACCUGCACUACAUGAAGACUCUCCGCUUCCAAAUGAACGCAAAGAAUGAAACAAGGCGAUUGACAGAGGAAAACGAUCAGAUGGCAAAAGCUAAAGGACAGAUCUGUUUGCAGAUUCUGGAAAAGCAGAAGAAAAUUGCUUCUUUGGAGUGUGAUUCUUCUACUCUUGCUCAGACAUUGGACCUUAUGCAACAAGAAAGACUAAGCCUGGCAGCAAAAUUUGUAGAAAGAAGUGAAUAUUAUACCAAGGUUGCCGAGGACAUUGCUAUGCAACUAAAACAACAGAAGGAGUGGACAAACGCUCAUAAAUUUAGCUCACUGAUUGGAGAGAGUGGCUCGGUAAAGGAGAAAGCAGGUGGCACCGACGAGUCCCAUGAUGAUGUGGCUAAAAGCAUAAUGGUGAAUUUGGAUGCUGCUAAAGCCAAGUUUGACCAGCUUACACAACUGAAAUUCAAUCUUGUUGUGGAGAAUAGAAAGCUGAGGGAGUCUGUUGAGCUAGUGAAGAGUAAAGUAAAUGACUUUCAGCCAGAACUUAGUGAGAUGGAUGUGAAAAGCUUGGAGGAGGAGCUUCAAGCGCUCUUAUCAGACAAAGCCGUAGAAACUGAGUAUAUGCAGUCUUUGCAACUCCAAAUUAUGAAAUUGACGGAAAUUUCGCAUGUUGUUAAAUGUUGCUGUGGAGAGGAAUACAAAGCAAAAUUGGAUCUUUGA